Molecule: messenger RNA, 2735 nt
Organism: Cololabis saira (Pacific saury)
Lineage: Eukaryota; Metazoa; Chordata; Actinopteri; Beloniformes; Belonidae
Gene: bco1l
Product: beta-carotene oxygenase 1, like
Exons: 11
Coding region: 66-1634 (522 amino acids)
Biological process (GO): retinal metabolic process; carotene catabolic process
Molecular function (GO): beta-carotene 15,15'-dioxygenase activity; carotenoid dioxygenase activity
Source: RefSeq, a predicted model, not a curated record
ACGCCGCCGGCUGCAUAAAGACGCUGCCGGCAGCAGCGCUGCACUCUGGGAGACACGAGGGAAACAUGCAGUCCAUCUUCUCCAGGAACGGAGCCGAGACUCCAGAACCGCUCAAAGCUCAGGUGGAAGGCUCGGUUCCUCCCUGGCUGCAGGGAACCCUGCUGAGGAACGGGCCGGGCCAGUUCUCCGUGGGCAGCUCCGAGUACAACCACUGGUUCGACGGCAUGUCGCUCCUCCACAGCUUCACCUUCAGCAACGGUGAAGUCACUUACAGAAGCAAGUUCCUGAGGAGCGACACGUACAAGAGGAACAUCGAAGCGGACCGGAUCGUGGUGUCCGAGUUUGGAACCAUGGUCUACCCGGAUGCCUGCAAAAACAUCUUCUCCAGGGCAGCGUCGCACCUCUGCAACAUCAUCCCAGACUUCACAGACAACAACCUGAUCAACAUAAUCCGCUACGGUCAGGACUACUACGCCUCCUCGGAGGUCAACUACAUCAACCAGAUCGACCCCGACACCCUGGAAACUGUCGGCAAGACCAACUACCGGAACCACAUCGCCCUGAACCUGGCGACGGCCCACCCCCACUACGACGACGAGGGCAACACCUACAACAUGGGCACGGCCAUCAUGGGCCUGGGCCGGCCCAAAUACAUCAUCUUCAAGGUGCCGGCGGACUCAGACCAGAGACAGAAGCCGGCGCUGGCGAGGGUCCAGCAGAUCUGCUCCAUCCCGUUCCGCUCCACCCUGUUCCCGGGAUACUACCACAGCUUCGGCAUGACCCAGAACUACAUCCUGUUCGUGGAGCAGCCCUUCAAACUGGACAUCGUCCGGCUGGCCACCGCAUACUUCAGGGGGGUGAACUGGGGCAGCUGCCUCAAGUACGACCAAGAUGACAUCACGUUGUUCCACGUCGUCAACAGAAAGACGGGAAAGGCUGUCUCCACCCGUUACUAUGGUGACGCCCUGGUGGUUUUCCACCACGUCAACGCCUACGAGGACGACGGCCACCUGGUGUUCGACCUGAUCGCCUACGAGGACAGCAACCUGUACGACAUGUUCUACCUGCACAACAUGAGGCAGGACAGCGACGCCUUCGUCCGGGCCAACAAGGACUACGCCCCGCCGGUCUGCAAGAGAUUCGUGCUGCCGCUCAACGUCAACAAGGAAACUCCGAAGGGACGUAACCUUGUGACUCUGAAGGACACGACGGCCGAGGCCGUGAUGCAGGAGGACGGAUCCAUCUGCUGCCAGCCCGACGUUCUCUUUGAAGGUCUGGAGCUGCCGGGGAUCAACUACAGGUUCAACGCCAGGAAGUACAGAUACUUCUACGGUUCCCGACUGGAGUGGUCUCCUCACCCCAACAAGAUCGCCAAGGUCGACAUCACCACCAGGACGCACAAGGAGUGGCACCAGGAGAACUGCUUCCCUUCAGAGCCGGUGUUCGUGGCGUCUCCAGGGGCGGAGGAGGAAGAUGAUGGGGUGAUCCUGUCGUCCGUCGUGUCCUCCGACCCCGGCACGUCUCCGUUCCUGCUGGUGCUCGACGCCCGGACGUUGGAGGAGGUGGCGCGAGCCUCCAUCCCCGCCUCCGUCCACAUGGACCUGCACGGCCUCUUCAUCCCUGCAGCUCACUGAGACCGCUUUUAUUAUUUAUUCCCUCGGACUGAACUGUUAUUGAAAGACUUCUGAAGCCAGAAAAUGUUCUAUUUUAAUAUCUUGUAAAUACUUAAAGCUGUUUAUUAUGUUUUUGUUUUAAUUAAACACCUUGAUCUGAGGACGUCUCAGUGUGGCCUGUUAUUGAAAUGCACCAGCUUUCUGUUUUAUCACAACAGUUUCAGUGACGAUCCAACUUCAGCUGCUUGGAUUCAUGUAGUACCCAGAUAGUAAUGGGAUAGUACCGGUGUCAUGCCAAAAAGUGAUUGCCUGCCAGAAUCUGAUUUCUCCCCUGAAAAUGGGUCUUUUUACCUGCCGAAAAUUGAUUGAAGGCCAAAUACAAUUAAUAAAAGGUUGUUUCUACCUAAAUAUGAUUUGAUCUCAUUCUUGAGCUUCAUAAUAUAAACACUAGAGCUCACAGGAUUGCUUUUAACUCUUUUAAAGGACCAUUACAACACAAAAUAGGCAUUUUCACCUGCCAAAAAUUGAUUGAAGGCCAAAUACAGUUAAUGAAAAGUUGUUUCUGCCUAAAUAUGACUUGAUCUCAUUCUUGAGCUUGAUAAUCUGAAAAUCUGACGUAAUCAGAAGAAAUCAGAUUCUAGCAGGAAAUCACUUUUUGGCACAACACCGGGAUAUUACCGGGAUAGUAACCAGAUAUUACCGGUGUAGCAGCCAAAAUAACAUUUUUGCUUUGCUUAAUUAUAAUGGUACUUUAAGUUUAAGUUAUGGAUAAGUUUAAAUUAUACUUAGGUUACGUCAUCACGUUGGUGCUUAAAGGUGUGGCUUUAAUUUAUUAAUUGGUUGGUUUGAUUGUGUGGGGUGGAAGACAAAAGGAAAGUGUUCAUGUAGUAGGCCGAUAUAUUUUUGGUUGACCGUCACCGUUUUGCUUCAGCCACACAAAUAUUCAUUGUUUGUUAUAUUAUUUUUGCAUUAUAAUAAUUGAUUGCUGCCUUUUGAUCUUUUUGUUACAAUAAACCUGGAUCACUUUAAGAACCAAUUCAACAGACUUUUAUUUUCCUCUUUUUGAGUGACGCGUCAGCAAGCGGGCUCAGCUGCCUUUUUUUUGUUCCUACAACCGGGAUA